GAAUGAAGGAAAUGGCGAGGAAAGCUAUUGGCAAAAAAGGUGAUGGCUAUGUGCAGCUUUUCGAUGGCACUGCCAAAGACCUUGCGGCAACUGAAGCUGGUGCCCAAUGGAAAGGAGCAAAGGGAACGAAACUGAUGGUGGAGAGUUUGGGCAAAUUGCCAAAGGUGCUGCGUGACAUCUGGAUGAGCAACGUCCAACGUGCUGGGGGGGAUGUACACGUUUUGCGAUCUCUUGCUGUGCCUGGCCUUGCCAUAUACGGACCAAUGGUUGCGUUUCUCCUGCUCGACUCGCCCAAGGGGUACAUAACGAGAUGCUUCGUGAAUGACUGGAGGGAGCUGUCUAUGACAGUCUCAAAAGAAACGCUCAAGGCCAAUGGCAGAGUGUUUCUGGACUUCUUGCUGACACGGCUGCAUGUACUCAGGAACGAGGAUCUCAUUGUUGGCAAUGCCAAAUCAUCCGAGGGCGAGGACGAAAAUGAAGAUCCGGGCCUGGCUUUGCUUCAGGAGUUUUCCUCUCCAAAAAGGAGGGCUCCCUUGGCAAUGCCAUUGUCGCAUCCGACGCCAAAGAGAAGGAAAGUUCCGGGAAAUGCCUGCGAAAGGAGGCCAUCCGCUUCAGGCAGUGACAUGUAA
This is a messenger RNA of Paraglomus occultum, 629 nucleotides long. The record is from the annotation of a GenBank genome assembly. NCBI's taxonomy places the organism in Eukaryota, Fungi, Glomeromycota, Glomeromycetes, Paraglomerales, Paraglomeraceae.